UUAACCGUUUGUCAUUAUUCAGUCAGUAUGGAGCUCAGUCAACUUCCUCUUGUGCUCUUGCUGAUUUCAAACAUCCACUCUGGACACACUGAAGAAAGACUAAAACCCAAAGUGACCAUUAAACCUGAUCAACAUGUAUUCAGAGGAGACUCAGUCACUCUCAGAUGUGACAUUGAUCCUGAAGGAGUCACUAGCUGGAGGUACUACUGGUAUAAAGGAGGUUCAUUCAGAUUUACCAGUGAACUACAGGAACUCACAUUCAGUUCUGUUUCUGAGUCUGACGCUGGUAAAUACUCCUGUUAUGGAACAGAGAUUGAAGGAUCACGCUGGUCACAACUCAGUGAUGAAGUUACACUGACAGUAUCAGAAAGACCAAAACCCAAAGUGACCAUUAAACCUGAUCAACAUGUAUUCAGAGGAGAGACAGUCACUCUCAGAUGUGACAUUGAUGAAGGAGUCACUAGCUGGAGGUACAACUGGGAUAAAGAAGGUUCAACCAGUGUUUUCAGUGAACUACAGGAACUCAUAUUCAGGUCUGUUUCUGAGUCUGACGCUGGUGAAUACUCCUGUUAUGGAAGAGAGGCUGAAGGAUCACGACGCACAUCACGCCGCAGUAAUGAAGUUACACUGACAGUAUCAGAAAGAAAACCCAACCCAAAACCCAAAGUGUCCAUUAAACCUGAUCAACAUGUAUUCAGAGGAGAGACAGUCACUCUCAGAUGUGACAUUGAUGAAGGAGUCACUAGCUGGAGGUACAACUGGUACAAAGGAGGUUCAUUCAUGAAUACCAAUGAACUACAGGAACUCACAUUCAGUUCUGUUUCUGAGUCUGACGCUGGUAAAUACUUCUGUUAUGGAACAGAGAGAGGAGGAUCACGCUGGUCACACCGCAGUGAUGAAGUUACACUGACAGUAUCAGAUCCCAGAGCAGUUUUAAGUGUUUCUCCUCAGAAGUGGUUGACUGAAGGAGAUCCAGUGACUCUGAUCUGUGAGGUUAACGGCUCCUCUACAGGCUGGACAUUCAGCUGGUUCACUCAAACUGUUAUAUCAGACGUCAGUGAUCUCUAUGAGCUCCUCUCAGACAGCAGCAGAGGAUCUGGAGGAAAAUACACUGUCAGUUCUGCUGCUCUAAACCACACAGGAGUUUAUGUAUGUAGAGCAGAGAGAGGAAAACCAGCCUAUAAAACACCAUACAGCAACACACAACCACUGUGGGUCACUGGUGUUUCUCCUCCAGUGUCUCUGAUCAUCAGUCCCAGCAGAUCUCAGCACUUCACAUUUGUCUCUCUCUCUCUGAGCUGUGAGAACAAGAGUAACUCUGAUGGAUGGACAGUCAGAAGAUACACAGACAGUGGGGGGCUGGAAGAUUGUUCAUCAUCAGUGUUUGGAUCACAAACAGAAUCUACAUGUAAAAUCAGAUCCACUGCCCUAUCAGACACUGGAGUGUACUGGUGUCAGUCUGAAUCUGGAGCGAAGUCUCAUCCUGUUAAUAUCUCUGUACACUCUGGUGUGGUUCUGGAGAGUCCUGUUCAUCCUGUGACUGAAAGAGAUACUCUGACUCUACACUGUUUAUAUAAACAUACAAACCCAUCAAACCUCAGAGCUGAUUUCUAUAAAGAUGGAUCACUCAUCCAGAGUCAAACUACAGAGAUGAUCAUCCCUACUGUCUCAAAGUCACAUGAGGGUUUCUACUACUGCAAACACCCAAAGAGAGGAGAGUCGCCCAAGAGCUGGAUCUCAGUCAGAGAUCCCAGAGCAGUUUUAAGUGUUUCUCCUCAGAAGUGGUUGACUGAAGGAGAUCCAGUGACUCUGAUCUGUGAGGUUAACGGCUCCUCUACAGGCUGGACAUUCAGCUGGUUCACUCAAACUGAAACUGGCUCAUCAGACAUCAGCAAUCGCUAUAAGCUCCUCUCAGACAGCAGCAGAGGAUCUGGAGGAAAAUACACUGUCAGUUCUGCUGCUCUAAACCACACAGGAGUUUAUGUGUGUAGAGCAGAGAGAGGAAAACCAGCCUAUAAAACACCAUACAGCAACACACAACCACUGUGGGUCACUGGUGUUUCUCCUCCAGUCUCUCUGAUCAUCAGUCCCAGCAGAACUCAACACUUCACAUUUGUCUCUCUCUCUCUGAGCUGUGAGAACAAGAGUAACUCUGAUGGAUGGACAGUCAGAAGAUACACAGACAGUCGGGGGCUGGAAGAUUGUUCAUCAUCAGUGUUUGGAUCACAAACAGGAUCUACAUGUAAAAUCAGCUCCACCAUCACAUCAGACACUGGAGUGUACUGGUGUCAGUCUGAAUCUGGAGAGAAAUAUCAUCCUGUUAAUAUCUCUGUGCACUCUGGUGUGGUUCUGGAGAGUCCUGUUCAUCCUGUGACUGAAGGAGAUAUUCUGACUCUACACUGUUUAUAUCAACAUACAAACCCAUCAAACCUCAGAGCUGAUUUCUAUAAAGAUGGAUCACUCAUCCAGAGUCAAACUACAGAGAUGAUCAUCCCUACUGUCUCAAAGUCACAUGAGGGUUUCUACUACUGCAAACACCCAACGAGAGGAGAGUCGCCCAAGAGCUGGAUCUCAGUCAGAGAUCCCAGAGCAGUUUUAAGUGUUUCUCCUCAGAAGUGGUUGACUGAAGGAGAUCCAGUGACUCUGAUCUGUGAGGUUAACAGCUCCUCUACAGGCUGGACAUUCAGCUGGUUUACUCAAACUGUAACUGGCUCAUCAGACCUCAGAGUUCAUUAUGAGCUGCUUUCAGACAGCAGCAGAGGAGCUGGAGGAAAAUACACUGUCAGUUCUGCUGCUCUAAACCACACAGGAGUUUAUGUGUGCAGAGCAGAGAGAGAAAAUUACACAACAAACAGCAACACACAACUACUGUGGGUCACUGGUGUUUCUCCUCCAGUGUCUCUGAUCAUCAGUCCCAGCAGAACUCAACACUUCACAUCUGUCUCUCUCUCUCUGAGCUGUGAGAACAAGAGUAACUCUGAUGGAUGGACAGUCAGAAGAUACACAGACCGUGGGGGGCUGGAAGAUUGUUCAUCAUCAGUGUUUGGAUCACAAACAGGAUCUACAUGUAAAAUCAGCUCCACCAGAAUAUCACACACUGGAGUGUACUGGUGUCAGUCUGAAUCUGGAGCAAAGUCUCAUCCUGUUAAUAUCUCUGUACACUCUGGUGUGAUUCUGGAGAGUCCUGUUCAUCCUGUGACUGAAGGAGAUAAUCUGACUCUACACUGUUUAUAUCAAAAUAAAACCCUAUCAAACCUCAGAGCUGAUUUCUAUAAAGAUGGAUCACUCAUCCAGAAUCAAACUACAGAGAUGAUCAUCCCUACUGUCUCAAAGUCACAUGAGGGUUUCUACUACUGCAAACACCCAGAGAUAGGAGAGUCGCCCAAGAGCUGGAUUUCAGUCAGAGCCUCAGGAUCUAAUGGUCUCUGUCUUGUGAUAAUUGGAGUGACUGCAGGACUGACAGUUGUUUUUUUUAUCAUUGUCUUCUUGGUCCUGCUGUGGCGCUACAGAAACAACAAAGGUGGAAGAUCUGAGUCUCCCUCUGCUGUCAGUCAACAGCAGAACAUCAGUCAGACAUCAGAGCAGAACCAGAGUGAAGACGGAUACAAGACACUGCUGUCUGGAACUGCACACGUCUAUGACUCAGUUGACACAACUAUUAAUAGAGACAGAAGCACAGACGGUGAAAGUGGACCGACUGAGAUCACAUAUGCUGAGAUUGAAAUGAAAUCUACAAACAAACAGAAGAAAGAGAAAGAAAACAAAGUCAAAAACACUGAGAGUUGUGACGGCCUGUACUCUGAACUGAAGCUGGAAACAGAUCAAGGUGCUGGAUCUAGUGAUGUGACGUAUGCUCAGGUUAAAUAAAGAUGCCUGGAGUAGAAACUUCAAUCCCAGGAUGCUGAUGAGUUUACUGCAGGUUGAGAAGUGAUGAAGAAUGACCUGAUCAUCGGUCCUCUAUCAUCUUUGUGAUACUGAUCACUUGAAGGCAAUAGAUUUACCAGAACUCACUGUAAAAUUAGCAAUCCUUCAUGUGCUUCAGAGACAAUGUUAUUCUUUGAAAAGCAAUGAGCUUUUAUUAGAAAUUAUUAGCCUUUAUUAUUCAUUAGGAAAAAGCCAUUAUUGUUUAGUACUGCAAAGUGUGUAUUUAUGUUGGUUAAUAUCAGCAGCAAGUUUCCUCCUCUUUUUUUUAUUUCUGUCUUCUUGAUUUUAAAUGUAUUUGUAUGGGUUCCUAUGGUCAUGGAAAAAUCACAGAAUGUUAAAAUUGUGAUUUCCUGGUCUGGAAAAGUCUUUAAACGUAAAGUUUCUUUACAUCUUUAAACGUAAAUCUAUAUAGCCUAGUGAAAAUACUUUUUUUUUUUUUUUUCUUUUGUAGCUAUGCUCAAAAUAUUCCAUUCUAGAAAUAGCUCUUUGUGCAGUCUUAAAAACCUUAUCCAGCAAUCACAAACAAAUGAGGGGGAAAAAAACACAUUGUAAAGCCAUAGAAAUACAUUAAUCACAUUAUGAUUAUUAGCUCAUUGUUAUAGCUUUCUUGUUUGUCGUGUGCUAUUUGGUUUUUUGUUUGUUUUUUUUAGGUUUAACUGUAUUAGAAAUUUGUUCUCAUUUUAAUAUACACUGCUGUUCAAGUUUGGGGUAAGUAAGAUUUUUAUUUAUUAUUAUGAAUAUUAUUAUUUAAUUUUUUAAAAGAUACUUUAUUUAGCAAGAUACUUUAAUCACACAAUGAUUAAAAAGGACAUUUGCAAAGAUUUUUAUUUCAAAUAAAGUGUACUUCCUAUUGCUCAAAAAAUCCUGGGAAAAAAAUGUAUGUUUCCACAAAAAUAUUAAGCAGCAAAACAUUGAAAAUAAGAUGAAAUGUUUCUCAAAUCAGCGUAUUAAAAUGAUUUCUGAAGGAUCAUGUGACACUGAAGAUACCAAAAGACUUGAUGGUGGUUUCGAUAAAAAAUAUAUUAAAAUAGUAUAUUAAAAGAGUCUUCAGUGUCACAUGAUCCUUCAGAAACCAUUGUAAUAUGCUAAAAAUUCAGCUUUGCCAUCACUGGAAUAAAUUACAUUUUAAAAUAUAUUGAAAUAGAUUUUAAAUAGUAAUAAUAUUUCUCAUUACAGCUUUUAAUGUAGGCUAUUUUUGAAAAUACAUUUAAAAAUGUUUGAAAAAAAAUCUUACCAACCCCAAUUUUACUUUGUAAAUAUUCUUAUACAGCCUAUUCAUUAAUACAUAAUAUUCCUUGCAAGGAUGCAGCAGGAGCCUGAAGACUUAUAGAAAGACUUGUAGAAACGACAUGGUGUUAACUGUUGAACAAACAACAUCUCUGAACAGAUCGAACGAACGAAUGUAAACAAACAUAUUUACUUCCAUGUUAAAUACAUGUAUAAAUACAUUAUUUUGUCUUGAAAACUUCACAAUAAAUACGGAAAGAAAGGAUAA
Messenger RNA from Ctenopharyngodon idella (grass carp), 5419 nucleotides. Its product is annotated as Fc receptor-like protein 5. Lineage: Eukaryota; Metazoa; Chordata; Actinopteri; Cypriniformes; Xenocyprididae. Gene Ontology annotation, molecular function: transmembrane signaling receptor activity. The transcript has 23 exons. The record is from RefSeq and is a predicted model, not a curated record. Gene Ontology annotation, biological process: cell surface receptor signaling pathway. The coding region runs from base 28 to 3867 and encodes 1279 amino acids.